This is a messenger RNA of Mugil cephalus (flathead mullet), 2042 nucleotides long. It is a transcript of the gene aplnra, whose product is annotated as apelin receptor a. Bases 157 to 1242 code for a protein of 361 amino acids. Gene Ontology annotation, molecular function: G protein-coupled receptor activity. Gene Ontology annotation, cellular component: membrane. Gene Ontology annotation, biological process: G protein-coupled receptor signaling pathway; immune response. The record is from RefSeq and is a predicted model, not a curated record. The transcript has a single exon. Lineage: Eukaryota; Metazoa; Chordata; Actinopteri; Mugiliformes; Mugilidae.
CAGUCACUCACUCUCACACACAAUCUGUCCUCUUUGUCAGCAGCAGAACUUUUUGCUCCUGUUGCACAGAAUUCUGCUUUCGUUUGCUUCUUGGAUUUUGACCAGGACUCAAUUUUUAAAGGAUUUUUCUUUUGAGAAGAUCUUUUCCACUUCAUCAUGGAGUCCACCACUGUGGAAUAUAGUGACAACUAUGAGUAUUAUGAUGACAAUGAGACUGCAUGCGACUUCUCAGAGUGGGAGCCCUCUUACUCUCUCAUCCCAGUCCUCUACAUGCUCAUCUUCAUCCUGGGCCUGUCAGGUAACGGCGUGGUCAUCUUCACCGUGUGGAGAUCCAAAUCUAAACGUCGGGCUGCAGACGUCUACAUAGGAAACUUGGCUCUCGCUGACCUCACCUUUGUUAUAACCCUACCUCUCUGGGCCGUGUACACAGCUCUGGGCUACCACUGGCCCUUUGGUGUGGCUCUGUGCAAAAUCAGCAGCUACGUUGUUCUGGUCAACAUGUAUGCCAGCGUUUUCUGCCUCACCUGUCUAAGCUUUGAUCGGUACCUGGCCAUCGUGCACUCCCUGUCCAGCAGCAGGCUGCGCUCGAGAGGAACCAUGCUGGCUUCCCUGGGUGCUAUCUGGUUUCUGUCUGGCCUACUUGCUGUGCCCACCCUGCUGUUCCGCACCACCGUGAAUGACCAAAACAGCAACAGGACCACUUGUGCCAUGGACUUCAGCCUGGUGACGAUGAACCAGAGGCAUGAGUACCUCUGGAUUGCAGGACUGAGCCUGUCCUCCUCUGCCUUGGGGUUCCUCCUGCCUUUCUUGGCCAUGACAAUCUUCUACUGCUUCAUCGGCUGCACUGUCACACGUCACUUCAACAACCUGCGCAAGGAGGACCAGAAGAAAAAGCGGCUGCUGAAGAUCAUCACCACACUGGUGGUGGUGUUUGCCAUCUGCUGGACGCCCUUCCAUGUGCUGAAGAGCAUGGACGCCCUCUCUUACCUGAGCCUCGCUCCCAGCUCUUGUGGCUUCCUGCGUUUCCUGCUGCUCGCUCACCCCUACGCUACUUGCUUGGCCUACGUCAACAGCUGCCUCAACCCGUUCCUGUACGCUUUCUUUGACCUGCGCUUUCGUUCCCAGUGCCUGUGCCUUCUCAACCUGAAGAAAGCUAUGCAUGGCCAGAUGAGCUCCAUGUCGUCUACGCUCAGCGCCCAGACUCAGAAGUCAGAGAUUCAGUCUCUGGCCACAAAAGUUUAGAGAGUAAAUGGAGUGAAGUGAAGCAGGACUGCAGGACAGUCCCAUCUCUAACCUCUGGAACACUUGUAAAAAUACAGACUUUAUGUGUCCAUUUCAAAGGUGGUAAGAUGAGAUGAUGAACUUUCAGUUGCCACUGCCUACAGUCAUGAAAUCCAUUAAGAGUUCCUCCUAUUCUACAGCGAGAGACGACUGCUCUGAAUGUUUUGUAGACCUGGGAAGCCGGAGUCAGCUGGCUGAGCUCCUUAGUUGCUUGUUCCUCAUGUUCUCAGAGAAAAAAAAAUCUAUAUUUUUUUGUUUUGUCUCUGCAAAAGUUCUCAUUUAUAUCACGGCAGAGUUAUGAACUGUGAAAUGAUUUGCAUGGAAAUCUGUUUACACUGGAUGAAACGCAAAGCUAUACAGUAUUUUCAUACCAUUUCUGUUCAGAUCUGUUGCUGUUUUGUUUUAGAAGCACUUGUUAGAAAAAAAAAAUGUGUGAGCAGGGAAAUCAAACAGAGCAGUGUCCUGAUGUUUGUGAAGGCAGAAGUCUGGGCUGCAGGAGGGAGGGAGGUGUAAGAGGAGAAAAGGUGUUGCAGCUUAAUUAUAUAGUUUGUGGAGAGGAGACGGGGGGGCAGACAGGCAGAUGGCAGUUGACAAAUGUUGAGCGGGAGCGGGGUGGGGUGGGAUGGAGGGUUUCUGCAGUGUAGUCUCGGCACUAAUGGAGACAAAGGAACCUUAUAAAUGUUCCAAAUUGACAUAUAUGUUUUAUUUUUUGACAUCGCUGUAACUAACUACUGUAUUAAAGAUGUGUGCUAUGAAACAAA